GUCUCUGCAGCGGCGUCGUCCUUCAGAACGGACUCCUGUCAGACCAGGACUCCCCUCAGGACGGCAUGGACGGAGUGGACCUUGUGAACGGCGUGGGCGAGCGGAGCUCCAAGGAGCCGAGUCCCGGAGCGUCCCCGUCCUCCGGCAGGAAGACGAAGACGAGCCAGUCGUCCACGCUGCCGUCCAGGAACCAGGACAGCUCGCCGUCCCAGCUGGAGGGACACCUGCACCGCAAGCACGAGUGGGAGGGACACAACAAGAAGGCGUCCAACAGGUCGUGGCACCACGUGUACUGCGUCAUCACCAACCAGGAAGUGGCCUUCUAUAAAGACGGCAAGGCGGCGGCGGCCGGCGUCCCGUACCACGGCGAGCUGCCCGUCGGCCUGAAGGACGCCACGUGUGACGUGGCCUCGGAGUACAAGAAGAAGAAGCACGUCUUCAAGCUCCGGUAACACACUG
Etheostoma cragini (Arkansas darter) is the source of this 459-nucleotide messenger RNA. RefSeq names its product spectrin beta chain, non-erythrocytic 1-like. The transcript is spliced from 3 exons. The record is from RefSeq and is a predicted model, not a curated record. Gene Ontology annotation, biological process: actin cytoskeleton organization; protein localization to plasma membrane. The coding region runs from base 66 to 452 and encodes 128 amino acids. Gene Ontology annotation, molecular function: phospholipid binding; actin filament binding. Gene Ontology annotation, cellular component: cell projection; cortical actin cytoskeleton; cell junction. Lineage: Eukaryota; Metazoa; Chordata; Actinopteri; Perciformes; Percidae.